Molecule: messenger RNA, 1083 nt
Organism: Mucor velutinosus
Lineage: Eukaryota; Fungi; Mucoromycota; Mucoromycetes; Mucorales; Mucoraceae
Exons: 1
Coding region: 1-1083 (360 amino acids)
Source: RefSeq, a predicted model, not a curated record
AUGAGACAUUGUGAUGAUGGUGGUGGCAGAAGACAUCCCAAUGUGCCUUCACUGUCCACAUUAUUGAUAUCAGAUCCGCCUGUGAUUGUCAUUGAAGACGACGACCCAGAUGUUGCUGAAUCAACACAGGCACAACACGCUAAAUUAUCGCCAUUACUGUCACCGGUUGACUCGCAUUAUGCUUCUUCCAUUUCAUCCAGCUGCUGUUCAUCUCCUCAUUUGCUGUCAGUCAGUCAGUCUUUGCCUCCUUUGCAAGGCGAUGACCCGCCAAAAAGAUUGAAAAGACAUCCCUCCAUCUCAUCCAUGUCAAGUAUCACAUCCAACUGCUCUUCUUCAUCUUUGAUGACUAAGCCCACACUAUGGCAUAUUACAUCGCCUUCCAUCUCUCCCAUACUGUCGCCUAGCUCCAUCUCUUUUCCUUUUCCUUCUCCCUCAACACAGCAGCAGCAGCAGCAGCCAUCUAUCUUGAUAUCGCCUUCCUCUCCCUCUGCUCCAUCCACACUGACUCUACAGCCUUGUCGAUCUCCCUCUCCUGUCGCUGCUACUCCAGAGCGAGAUCAAAGGCCGCUGUUGCCGCCUUCUACCCAAAUCAUUGUGAACGAAGAAGGAGAGACCAUCCUCAAGCGCAGACGAGGUAGGCCACCUAAUGCAAAAGAGUCUCCAGAAGAGGGAGGAUGGACAUUUCUGACACCCACUGUUUGGGAUGUCAAAAACCAGCAGUCGUCUCAAGAUGCAGCGACAAAAGGUGUUGUCUCAAAUCAACAACAGCCACCACAGACACUUGCAGCGUCCAUCACAAACGGAGGCGUCGCCGUGUUCUCGAGCUCCAUUGUGAAGGAUCCACUUUUACAAAUGCCUAGAAAGAAGCGAGGAAGAAAACCCAAGACGCAAAUAGCCGGUAACUCGUGCUUUGUGUGGAAAGACAUCACUGCUACUAGAAGAUCUACAAAAGCGAUGAAGCUAGCACAGCAGCAGCAUAAAAAAAGAGAUCAUCUAGUAGACCAAGACGGUACAUCUAGUACCACAGCCACUCGGUUGAGAAGGAUUGAGCAAGCUCGUCCAGUUGAUACCAACACCAGCUAA